Molecule: messenger RNA, 4209 nt
Organism: Exaiptasia diaphana
Lineage: Eukaryota; Metazoa; Cnidaria; Anthozoa; Actiniaria; Aiptasiidae
Exons: 22
Coding region: 41-3934 (1297 amino acids)
Biological process (GO): cell adhesion
Cellular component (GO): membrane
Molecular function (GO): protein binding; calcium ion binding; carbohydrate binding
Source: RefSeq, a predicted model, not a curated record
UAGUUGCUUCAAGYCGUCGCGACGAGUGUACCAAGCGAACAUGAAGUUUUUUCUGGUUUUAUUUGCGUCCUUUCUUGCUUUAUCUGGCGUUAAAGGAAUGCAGGAUGGAACGAUUCGUAUUGGGAAGAUCAACCCURACAAUGAUUACUACUGUGAAACUGUCACUUUUCCAACAGCCUUCACGGGCGUUGAUCCUGUCAAAGUCUUUACGUCAAUUGGUUUUGGCACGAACUCAUCACGUGUACAUGACGUAGUGUUCACGUGGGUUGAGUCUGUCACUACAAGUAGCUUCAAAGUCUGUCUGGUAGAGAAUGGGGUUGGAUCGGAUGGAGAUGUGACUAUUAAUUGGAUGGCUUACCAAAGCAUACAGUCUGGUGUGACGGACGGAUCCGUCAGGUUAAACGACUGGACGACCGGAACGGAGUGCAAACAAGUUAUUUUCUCUCACAAUUUUCCAAGUGUUCCACAUAUCUUUGUUUCUGCCCAUCACAAUGUGCUGGACAAAAAGCAAGAUGCAGCCACAGUUUGGGUGGAAGGUAUCACCAGAAACGAUUUUACUGUCUGCAUGAGAGAAGCAAGAACCUUUGAUGGACGCCAUAAGGACAUCGAUGUGACUUGGAUGGCAAUGACUGAGGUUCCCCAGACGUGGAAUUAUCAUGACUUUAUCAGAGUAGACUUUCCAAACACUCUUGUACCAAGCGAGGCUGACAAUGAUGCAUUUUGCCAGGUCGUGAGCUUCAACCAGCCGUACUUUGAUGCACCUACAAUCGUUGUUGCACCAAGUCAUGAGUAUGACAGCAGCGAUAUCAAUGCCAUUCAUCCUGAGCACAACUCCAUUGCUGCCUGGGUUGAGGAAACUACUCGAACAAACUUCAAGACAUGUGUUAAAGAUCUUGUCGGAUUGGACAACAAACAUCAUCCAAUUGAAGUUGACUAUAUUGUGUUUGGAGAUCUUGAUCCAUGUAUUAACAAGACCUGUGAUUUUUUUGGUGUUUGCCAAGCCACGUCAGCAAAUGCUGGCCAGUGUGAGUGCAUUACACAAUGUCCAUCAUACCAAGAUCUCGUGUGUGCUUCUAAUGGUAGAACGUUUGAUAACAUGUGUGCUUUGAAAAGAGAGAUCUGCCAAACUCGGGGAAAUUAUUCGUAUUACCAUCCUGGUGGUUGUCAAGGCUUUCCAUUUGACAAAGGAACACAUCAUCUCAGCCAUGUUUCAGCCGAGUCCUAUUGUGAAGUUGUUUCUCUCCAGCCCUACGCAUUCUAUCCCCACAAACCCAUCCAUGUCCAAUUAACUGUCAACUACAUCAAUGCGUCACUUCCAACAAAUGUGCAUGACGCAACAGUCACGUGGUCAGAAAAGGUUAAUCCAAACAACUUCACUGUGUGUAUGACCAAAACCGGAAGAAAUGAUCAGCCUACCAAUGACGUGGCAUCAGUUGAUUGGAUAGCUUAUCAGGGUUCACCAAACGGAGCAUUGACUGGGAAGGAGCGCAUUACACAAUGGUGGACUGGUACCAAGUGCACCACGCUAGCAUUCCCAAGUGGUAAAUUCACGGGUACUCCCACGGUACUAGUCACUCUCGAGCACCAGAGAGAUGGACUCAAACACGAUGCUGCCAGUGUCUGGGUYGARGACAUCAGCUCUUCCUCAUUUCAAGUUUGUAUCAGAGAGCUGCAGAACUUUGACGGAAUUCAUAAAGAGAUUGACUUGGAUUGGAUGGCGUUUGAAACGCUUCAUCUUCCACUGUUUUCUGAGCAUGGCAGUGUUCACUUUGCCAAUACACAAACCCCUCUAGAAUCUAACAACUAUGCUUUCUGUGAGGUAGUGAACUUGGCAAAAACCUAUACAAGACGACCUUCAGUGUUGAUAACAGCUACCCAUGACACAAGCGUUGGCCUUAGUAACCCUACUUGCAACGGGAUAUCUGCAUGGAUCGAGAAUAUUACCUUGGUAACAUUCCGUGUUUGUCUUAAAGAGCUGUACUCGGACCGUUAUGAUCCUGUCACCCUGCAGUACGCGGUUGUAUCAGACAUGUGUGGAAAAAACUGGAACUACUUUAAUGGCUUCUGCUAUAAGACCACCCCUUCCUGUGCCUCUUGGAAUGCAGCUCAGUCCAACUGUAUUGAUGUUAACUCCAAUCUGGCCAGUGUAACCAGCCAAGAAGAAAACACAUACAUUCAACAUCGYCACRGYGGYGAUACAGGAUGGAUAGGACUACAAGACAUUGACAGUGAAGGAAACUUUACCUGGAUUGACRGWACCAAUGUAACCUUUACGUACUGGGCGGCAAAUCAGCCAAACGGUCACCCUGGAGACCAGGAUUGUGUACAUACUCUUGGAUUACGUCAUGACUAUCACUGGAAUGACGUCACAUGUGGAUCUUGYCACGCCUACACGUGCAAACGAGAUAUUGAUGAAUGUUCCAGUGAUUAUCACGUUUGCGGUUUAAAUGCACAGUGUACCAAUUMUGAUGGUUCGUACACGUGUGUUUGUAACUCUGGCUAUACUGGUGAUGGAACCUCGUGCCUAGAACUCGAUGAAUGUUCAUCCGGCGUCCAUACUUGUGAUUCCAAUGCGCAGUGUACAAACACUGUAGGAUCCUACACCUGUAGCUGUCUUCUUGGUUUUAAUGGUGAUGGAAGAACUUGUUCAGAUAUUGACGAAUGUUCGUCUGGUUCCCACAGCUGCAAUGGCCACGCACAAUGUACUAAUGCAGUUGGGACCUACAAUUGUCAAUGUAAUCCGGGAUUUCAUGGUGACGGCUGGGCUUGUACAGAUGUCGACGAGUGCACAACAGGCUCCCAUUCUUGUGAUGCUAAUGCACAAUGCUCUAAUAACCUUGGAUCUCAUGCUUGCCAGUGUAACCAUGGCUUCAAUGGUAACGGAUAUAYAUGCUCAGAUGUGGAUGAAUGUUCUUCUGGCGCUCAUACUUGCAAUGUAUAUGCACAAUGUACAAAUACAGUUGGGUCAUACAGUUGCCAAUGUAAUCCAGGCUACCAAGGCAAUGGACAUCACUGCUCAGACAUCGAUGAGUGCUCGACGGGAUCUCAUUCUUGCYAUUCCAAUGCACAUUGCAUUAACAAUAUGGGAUCGUAUACCUGCCAAUGUGAUCCUGGAUAUCAGUGGGAUGGAAGCACAUGCACAGAUAUAGAUGAAUGUACGACAGGUCCCCACGGUUGCCAUGCCAAUGGUCGUUGUGCCAAUACUAUUGGUUCCUAUACAUGCCAGUGUAACAGCGGUUACUAUGGUGAUGGAUACUCUUGCACCUCCGUGCAUGUUUCGGUCCAAACUGACUGUAACUAUACAAGCAUAGACGAYCGUAGUGGSCAUUUCGAGUCACCAAACUACCCAUUAAACUACCUCGACAACCAAAAUUGUUACUGGACGCUCACAUUCGAUGCAAGAAUCACUAUUUCCUUCGAAAGUUUUCAUCUGGAGGAUACCCAUGAUCAUGUGCGAAUUUACGAUGGYGACUCGAGCGGRCAUACGUUACUUGGUGAAUUCAGUGGCAUUUCCACCCCUUCACCAGUGUCAAGCUCAUCCAACCAGCUAUAUAUCACUUUUAGUUCAGAUGAUUCGGUAACACGUUCAGGGUUUAGGGCAAAGUAUGACGCUUCCAUCCGUCUGGUUGGAUCAUCUAACAACUACGAGGGACGUCUUGAGGUCUAUCGCAACAGCCAGUGGGGUACUGUCUGCGAUGAUGUAUGGGACAGUGAUAGCAACGGUGCUACGGUCGCCUGCAGUCAGCUCGGCUUCAGUGGUGUCCAGUCCUACAGCACCAAAACCUUUGGCGAGGGAAUUGACCCUAUUUGGCUUGAUGAUGUCACGUGCAACGGUAACGAAACAAGGAUACAGGACUGUUCACGCCUCGGUGGAUUAUGGGGAAAUCAUAAUUGUGCUCACAGAGAAGAUGUAGGAAUUAUAUGUAGCCCAUAAGAAGGAAACUAAAAAGCAAGAUUUUUGUUUUGUUUGCUUGAGAAACUUUGACUUCAUUAUAUCAUUCUUAAGUUAGACAUUUUUCUUUCUAGCUUUAUGAGGGUGUUGUAGUACCCGCUUCAAUGGUAAACUAGACACAUAGCUGUGUAAACUCGCACUAUUUUCAUUCGGAGUAUUAUUUUUGUAGUAUUAACUUUAUGUUAAGCCGAUAACACUUUUAAAAUAGGUGGUGAAUGUGUGCAUUAAAAAUUACUGCAUGGCAAACUUGCUUAUUA